AUGAUUGUGGUGUUCGUGAUCAAUAUAGCUGAUGAAGCAGGCAUUGAGGGCAUGGGAUCACACUCUUAUGCUCAUAAAAAGCUAGAUCUUGAUCUAAAGAAUAGACUAACUUCUCCGGCCAAACCAUCCAUUGAGGAGCCGCAUGUACUUGAACUGGAAGAGUUGCCAUGUCAACUGAGAUAUGUAUUCUUAUGUGAGAAUAACACUUUUCCAGUCAUUGUUGUUGCAGAUCUGAAUGAGGAGCAAGUUAGGGCACUUGUCGAGUUAGCGGAGGGUUCCAUUCCUAGCAUUGAGCACCAGCAGAGAUUGAACCCACCUAUGCAAGAGGGUGGUAUGACAGUUGUAGCAAAUGACAAGAAUGAGUUAGUUCUGCUUCAGCCGGUUAUAGGAUGGCAAUGGUUGGAUAAAGAUGUGAACUUCUAUUUUGAUGAGGAGUGCAUGAAAGUGUUUGAGUACUUGAAAGAGAAACUGAUUUUAGCUCUAGUGGUUGUUGCUCCAGACUACUCUAAGGUACUUAAUGGCAAAGAAAGACUCAAGAGAAGGUUGAUCAUAUGGGUUCUCUUGCUAUAUGAGUUUGACUUUGAAGACAAGGACAUACAGGGUUGUAAAAAUCAGGUAGCAGACCACUUGUCGAGGUUAGAUGCUGAGAAAAGAGGUUGGGAUGAGCUUGCGAUUGAUGAUUCAUUCCCAGAUGAGCAGGUAUUAGUUGUUACUCUUGACCUCAUUUCUUGGUAUGCUGACUUUGCCAACUAUUUGGUUAGUGAUAUAAUGCCCGAAGACCUGACCUUCCAAAAAAGGAAGAAGUUCUUACUGUAA
This is a messenger RNA of Solanum dulcamara, 816 nucleotides long. RefSeq lists its product as uncharacterized. NCBI's taxonomy places the organism in Eukaryota, Viridiplantae, Streptophyta, Magnoliopsida, Solanales, Solanaceae. The transcript has 6 exons. The coding region runs from base 1 to 816 and encodes 271 amino acids. The record is from RefSeq and is a predicted model, not a curated record.